Messenger RNA from Syngnathus acus (greater pipefish), 6588 nucleotides. RefSeq names its product adhesion G protein-coupled receptor B1a (gene adgrb1a). Bases 628 to 5238 code for a protein of 1536 amino acids. Gene Ontology annotation, molecular function: G protein-coupled receptor activity. The record is from RefSeq and is a predicted model, not a curated record. NCBI's taxonomy places the organism in Eukaryota, Metazoa, Chordata, Actinopteri, Syngnathiformes, Syngnathidae. Gene Ontology annotation, biological process: cell surface receptor signaling pathway; negative regulation of angiogenesis; adenylate cyclase-activating G protein-coupled receptor signaling pathway. Gene Ontology annotation, cellular component: dendrite; plasma membrane; postsynaptic density. The transcript is spliced from 31 exons.
GCAAGCAGUCAGAGAGCUGCAAAGGGUUCCGCGCUGGGUCUGGGGAUGCGCGCAAGUCCGCCUCUCAUUUACUGCUCCGCCAAACCCACACAAUCACUUGGAAUACUGUAAAAACUGUUCACAGGCUCGAUUUGGACAUGAAAUGUGGAAAAACUCACAGGAAAUACAACUUGCUGGUUAUUUCUCUGUAAAUUAAAGAAGAUGGAUCUUUGAUUGAGGAGCAGAAAAGGAAAACAACAAACAUUCGUUAUUUUUCUUACCUUUUUACGCACUGAGAAAACAAACGGAAUCAACGGACAUUCUUGACAUGUUGGGAUUUUUACAAAUCUCAAUAUCAACAAUUUAUACAUUAGUGAAUUUUGUUGACCGAUCGAAGGACUUAAUGGCACUUUUUGUUCCCGUGAUUUUAGGAUUGCUUGGUGUCCAGUGACAGAAUGCAUCAAAGGGAGAAGUGACUUAUUCAAGGUUUCUGGGAAACUCUGGGUCAACAAUUGAAGCCAUCUGCCAAUUUAUGGAUCUUUGAAUGCAAACUGUCUUCACAUUUUUCCCAUCACUUAACCCUCCUUGCUCUACAAUUCCCCAAAACUCAGAGUCUAAUCUGCAAUAUCAUUCUGUUCAUCUAAAACAAUGUGGAGCGCUGCUUUUCAGUUUGCUAAUUGUCCACUUCGAGUGGUGAUCAAAUAUUUAGUUGCUGUCUUUUUGAUGGGGGAGUGGUGCCACUCAUCCCCUUCAGGCUCAGAAUCAAACUCCUGUUCUACAUUGGUACAAAGCCGUUUUUUUGGCUUUUUCCUGUCAUCAUCAGUAUUCCCCACUAUGCCUUGCUCCUGGACCCUGCAGAAUCCUGAUCCACGGUACUAUACCAUCUUCAUCAAGAUAACAAAACCUACCCGGGACUGCACUCCGUUCCAGCUUCGUAUUUUCCAAUAUGACUCCUUCCUGGAAACCACACACACCUACCUAGGAAUGGACAGCUUUGACGAAGUAGUGAGACUGUGCGACACGUCUGCCCCGAUGGCCUUCCUUGAGGCUGGCAAGCAGUUUGUUCACAUGAGAAAUGGUCCUCGUCAGAAAGGCGCAACCACUACAAGUGACAGUGGCGAUUUCAAAGUCGAGUACCUUGUUGUUGGAAAACGUAACCCCAGCAUGGCAGCGUGCCAGAUGCUAUGCCAGUGGCUAGAGGACUGUCUGGCCUCCAGCACAUCAAGCAGGCCAUGCGGCAUCAUGCAGAUGCCAUGUUCGUGCUGGCAUCCACCACCAAAGCACAGUGAAGGCAACAGCUGUUACUACAAUGGAGUUUACCUGGAUAACUGUUCACCCAAAAUAAGAGAAAGUGGGAGAAACACCAACAUAAAUGGUAAAGACCUGCGUAUUUCUCGCAGUCAGUCACUUCGUUCAGCGGACAAUCGUAAGCAGCUUGAUGAUGGACAGAAGCCCAACAAUGGACCGCAAAACCCUCAGACAGUAGACUCAACCUCAGGUGAGGAGUGGUCAGCAUGGAGUGUGUGUUCUGCUACAUGUGGGGAGGGCUGGCAGAGUCGCACUCGUUUCUGUGUCUUCUCCUCGUACAGUACCCAAUGUAGUGGGCCACUGCAAGAGCAGAGAACUUGCAAUCCUGCUAUUUGUCCAGUAGCCGGCGUGUGGGAUGAAUGGUCACCAUGGAGUUUAUGUUCAUCAACAUGUGGCAGAGGUUUAAGAUCCCGAACACGAACAUGCACCCCUCCCCAGUUUGGAGGAGAUCCGUGUGAGGGUCCAGAGAAACAGACUAAGUUCUGUAAUAUAGCUCUUUGUCCAGUGGAUGGAGUGUGGAAUGAGUGGUCAAGUUGGAGUUCCUGCUCAUCUUCCUGCGCUAAUGGGACCAUGCAACGGACAAGAGAGUGUAACGGUCCCUCAUUUGGAGGUUCUGAAUGCAGAGGAGAGUGGCUGGAAACCAUUGACUGCUUCCUUGGGGAAUGUCCUGUCGAUGGCAGGUGGCAGCCAUGGUCUUUGUGGUCAGGGUGUUCCAAGACUUGUGGUGGGGGUAGCCAGCAGAGAAACAGAAUUUGUUAUGGACCCUUUUUUGAAGGGCAGUCUUGCCCUGGAGAACGAGAAGAGGUUCAACACUGCAAUGAAAAACGAUGCCCAGAACCACAUGAAAUAUGCAUCGAGGACAACUACUCCAACGUUGUUUGGAAGAUGACUCCUGCUGGCGAUACAGCAGCAGUGCGAUGUCCUCCCAACGCAAUGGGGUUGAUUUUGCGUCGAUGCAUCCUUGACGAGGAGGGUAUUGCAUACUGGGAGAACCCAACCUAUAUGAAGUGUAUUUCCAAUGACUAUCGCAGCAUACAGACUUUGACUCGAGAUCAUUUAUCCAAAGCACAACGAGGCCUUAUGGGUGAUGGAGUCUCUGAAGUGAUGACAAAACUGAGGGUGACUUCCAGUGAUGGCACCAGCUACAGUGGUGAUCUGCAGGCCAUCCUGGAUGUGCUGAAGAACAUGACCGAGAUCUUCAGAAGGGCAUACUACAGUCCCAGCAGCGCUGACAUGAGGAACUUUGUUCAGUCAGUCAGUAAUCUACUAAUGGAAGAAAAUCGAGUCCGAUGGGAGGAGGUGCAACUGCUGGGCCCAAACGUCAAAGAACUUUUCCGCCUGAUUGAGGACUUUGUGGAUGUCAUUGGUCUGAGAAUGAAAGACUUUCAAGACAUGUAUGAAGUCACUGAUAACAUAGUUUUAAGCAUCCACAAGCGUCCAAUGCUGAGUAACGCAGACAUCAGCUUCCCAAUGAAAGGCUGGAGGGGCAUGGUGGAUUGGGCCCGCAACACAGAAGAUAGAGUCAUCAUCCCUAAACACAUCCUUCUAACAGGCAAGCCAGAUUCAGAUGACUCCUCGACGUUUGUAACAGGUAUCAUUCUGUACAGAAACUUGGGAAGUGUUCUGAAUUUGCAGAGAAAUGGCACAGUACUCAACUCCAAGAUUGUAUCAGUCACCAUAAAACCCACUCCUGCUUCCCUUUCUGCUCCAGUUACAGUAGAAUUCUCUCACUUGUUCAACGGCACCAUCAACCAGACAUGUAUAUCCUGGGAUGAGAAUGAGAGCUCCUCUCUGCUGGGAUCCUGGUCUGCAAGGGGCUGCAAAACCGUUCUCGUCGAUUCACACAGAACCAAAUGCCUGUGUGACAGACUGUCCACCUUCGCCAUUUUAGCACGACUUCAUCUCGAAAUGAACAUGGAUAAGACACAGCUCCCAUCUGUGACGCUAAUUGUGGGUUGUGGAGUGUCUUCUUUAACAUUGUUGCUACUCAUCAUCAUCUAUGUGUCAGUCUGGAGAUAUAUUCGGUCUGAACGAUCCGUCAUACUUAUCAACUUCUGCCUCUCAAUCAUUUCCUCCAACGCUCUAAUUCUCAUCGGACAGACCCAAACAAGAAAUAAGGUCCUAUGCACCGUAAUCGCUGCGUUUCUUCACUUUUUUUUCCUGUCAUCAUUCUGUUGGGUCCUGACGGAGGCAUGGCAGUCAUACAUGGCAGUGACGGGUCGUCUACGGAAUCGAAUAAUACGCAAGCGUUUUCUCUGUCUUGGCUGGGGUCUCCCUGCCCUUGUUGUUGCAAUAUCAGUGGGUUUUACCAAAGCAAAAGGCUAUGGAACACCAAGCUACUGCUGGUUAUCUCUGGAAGGAGGUCUUCUCUAUGCAUUUGUUGGACCAGCUGCCGCUGUUGUCUUGGUUAACAUGGUUAUUGGGAUUCUCGUUUUUAACAAACUGGUGUCCAAAGACGGCAUUACUGAUAUGAAACUAAAGGAGAGGGCGGGUCAGAUGACAGUGCCACUGUACAAUAUGACGCUCAAAUGUGCCAAGUGUGGAGUUAUCUCGUCGGCUGACGUAUCCACCACAGCUACCAGUAACGCCAUGGCCUCACUGUGGAGCUCCUGUGUGGUUUUGCCCCUUCUGGCUCUCACGUGGAUGUCAGCCGUACUUGCCAUCACUGAUCGGCGCUCUGCACUAUUCCAGAUUCUUUUUGCUGUCUUUGAUUCUAUGGAAGGCUUUGUCAUCGUCAUGGUCCAUUGCAUCCUGCGAAGAGAGGUUCAGGAAGCAGUAAAAUGCCGUGUGGUAGAUCGCCAGGAAGAUGGUAAUGGGGAUUCUGGUGGCUCUUUCCAGAAUGGACAUGCUCAGCUUGUGACUGACUUUGAGAAGGAUGUUGAUAUGGCUUGCAGAUCAGGCACUAUGAAGCACUCCUCCCUCCAGGGAGAGGAAAAAGCCUCUGCUGGGGCUGUAACCCUCCAAAGAGGCUCUAACUUCAAUACCAUGCCAGCCAGUAUGGCCAAAGUCCACCUCCAGAACAUGGCUGACUAUAAUAGCCACACACUGACUCUACGCAGAGAGAAAUGUACCACUAAAGGAAUCAGCACUGAGUUGCCAGGUGCCAAAUCAAUUUACAUCUGCGAUGGUGAUCUCUUUAAACAACUAGAAGGUGAGCUUCCACAAAGGAAUGGAGAAGGAAGCAGUUGUGAGGGCACUGGCAAAGCCCCGGGGCUUGUCCAUUUACCAACCAACAACAUAGGCACCCUAAGGCCCGCCAAGGGCAAAGAAGAGCAACCGACCAAGUAUAACAUAAGUGCUGAACAGCUACCUCAGACAAGGCUUGUCCACCUGGCUAACCCUGUUGCCGGUGAGCCAGUGCUAGGAUUUGGACUGAAGAGCCUGCCUGCUGACCAGGUCAGUGUGUCAUGCUCAGAGAGAGAAUCACCUGCACAUAACCGUCAAAACCUACCAAGAGACUCUCAAGUGGACAGCAGCACCUGCAAUGGAGCAGAAUCUGGAAACUCUGCUGUGAUGACCAAGAGUGAAACUGUUUCCACUCUAUCCACAAGCUCCCUGGAGAGGCGAAAAUCACGCUAUGCAGAGCUUGACUUUGAGAAGAUAAUGCACACCCGGAAACGCCACCAGGACAUGUUUCAGGACCUGAACAGGAAGAUUCACAGUGCAGACAUGGCUGUAGAGUCUCCACCUGUUGAUGCCAAAGCUACUAAAAGAUGGAGUGUGUCCUCUGCCAGCAGCGACAAGACCAACAUAAGUGAUAAGCAGCACACCCCAAGUAAGAGGGCAUGGGAGGGUGUUCAAAUCACCCACUCGCCUUCAUCCUGGGGAAAAAAAGACCCGGCAAAAGCAGUGAUCUCCCCUUUGGAGUUGCAGACGGUGGAGUGGGAGAAGACAAGUGCAACUAUUCCUUUGGUAGGCCAGGAUAUCAUGGACCUGCAGACGGAGGUGUGAAAAAUAAACCGUUUCUUCAACUUACCUUUCACUUCACUCUUGGACAAAUAAGGAACAUGUCACAUAUACUGGAGGGGCUUCACUGCAAAUGUGAGGAGAAAGGAGAGUAAAAAAGACAAUAAAUGCAGGACAUUGACAUAAAAGAACUGGUAUCAUGAAGUCUUUGUAUGUUGUUUUAUUUAAUGUUUGGACCUUGUCAUCAGACAUGAACUGCCUCUCCGAAUAUGGCCAGGAGUCCCAUUCUGGCUCACGUGGAAGACAGUUUGGUUGGAGAUUUAGUGACUCCAUUGUGUAUCAUACACACAGGCGAUGACCUGUUGUCUAGUAUGUAUGUGAUGGUUGUAAUGUACAAAUUAGUCAUGUCUUCUUUCCAUUCAGUGUUACUACAUCACUGUUGCACCCGCUCUUUCUCCAAAUCAGCACUGGAUCAAGAUACAUUUUUGGUGAUAAAUUGAAAUAGUUUGAGGACAGGCUGCCAAGCACCCACUCCUACCCUUCUCAAGGCAAUCCCUUCCCCUGCACAACUCACCUUUUAUCCUUUUGGCUCUGACAUUAUUUUCCACCCUGACACUGUUGGCAGUGGUGAGAGACAAGUGAAGGGGAAUGUGGAUGAAACCAAAAUCAAGUACGCAAAUGGAGAAAGGCCUUCUCUGAGAUUCUUGCAAACUUUGUUGUCUUCUGGGGCCUCGACCUCAAUGCUACCACCCUUGAAGAUCGGGGGUACCUCACAUCUUGUCUGUCAUUUUAUCCAACCAUGAUGUGGCAUUUGUUGUCAAAGACAAGCAGGCAGGCUUACGAUAGCUAACAUUAAAUGUUUAACAUUGGUAUCAGAAAGGAGUAUGUAUGUUGAAAAUUCCAAGAUGGAUAUGUGACUCAAUAUAUAAAUAUAUAUCAUAUGUUGUGAUACACAAAAGGAACAUGAAAGCACAAGGCUCAUUUGGAGUCAUGAUGUACAGCAUUGUAAUUACUGACCGAGUUCUACAGAGUGGAUUUCAGCAUUUAAAUAUAUUCCAUACUCUGCUUGGGAAGAGUCAUUAUUGAAAAGAUCUAUUGUGAUAUAUCUCCUUAUUUUCCCGUUCCUGUCUUUUCAAGAUACUGGACUAUAUGCGUGUUCUGUAUCACAAUGUAACCUGUGCGUUUUUAUACCACAACCAUUUACUCUUGGAUCUCCUUGCUGUUGUCCCCUGUCCUCUAAUCUGCUCGAUCGCCAGCCUUUCUCACAGAGCCCUCCCACACCUCCUGACUUGCCUUUUUUUAUUUUAUCUGGGGCCAUCUGUUUGUUAAUGUACAGUUUUCAGAGCACAAAGUGAAUGUGUCUUAUUUCUAAUUAAAAAAAGCUAUAUAUAGACA